Penicillium samsonianum is the source of this 183-nucleotide messenger RNA. RefSeq lists its product as uncharacterized. The record is from RefSeq and is a predicted model, not a curated record. Bases 1 to 183 code for a protein of 60 amino acids. The transcript has a single exon. NCBI's taxonomy places the organism in Eukaryota, Fungi, Ascomycota, Eurotiomycetes, Eurotiales, Aspergillaceae.
AUGGGCCUCUUGGAAGCUCUUUCACUACUUCUGCUGGCUCGUUCACACGAAAAACGCAUAGAGUCAUGUGGAGAGCGUGGAAGCAACGAAGAGAACCGCCGUGCAGGAUGCACACCUGCCGCCAUGGGUAGUAACCCUAACAGAAGUUGUGAAAUCAGCGCUCAGCUUCCAUCAGACACAUGA